Messenger RNA from Gregarina niphandrodes, 753 nucleotides. RefSeq lists its product as hypothetical. The transcript has a single exon. The coding region runs from base 1 to 753 and encodes 250 amino acids. The record is from RefSeq and is a predicted model, not a curated record. Lineage: Eukaryota; Apicomplexa; Conoidasida; Eugregarinorida; Gregarinidae.
AUGUGGGGUAUAAAUUUCGGUGAGGUGGUUGAUGCGAGAUUUCCUGAUCGUGUUAAGUCUGCCAAGUUGUUCAUGGAGUUGGAUGAAUGGCCGAGUCCGUAUUUGGGGCAGAUUGCAAAGACGGUUUCCAGUAACUAUCCUGUUUACUUAUAUCGUGCUAAUGUUGCUACUCAACAGUUGAAGAAUAAUCAAGGGCCAAACAUCUACGUGCCUGGAUGGGAGAAUAGCAAUGCUCAUAUCCAUUCAAUUAAUCUAGAACAUCCUGACUGGACCUUCGAUCGUUGGGACAGUAAUGACUGGGCGGACCAUUUCUUAAAUCUAACGCAGUUUGUCGUUCAUGAACUUGAACAGCGUCCCCCAUUCCCCCGGGGGCUAGUCCUACGAAUGCCUCUUCUUCAGACACCCAGAGCUGAUCGACCCGAAUGGUACACCAGCGAAGUACUCGACGCCAAACUCUACAUGGACGUUCAUGAAGAAACCUGGGUCGUCGCUGGCGUCUACUGCGCAUCCUUCAACUCCUGCCCCGAAUGCCGAAACGUCAUAGGCUGCCACUGGUGCUACACCAGCAACGGCAAACAUGCAUGUGUCGAAGACUGCACACCACUCUGGACAGACGACGACGCCUGUGUCGCUGGACCGGCCCCCGCCACUACAACCGCUACGCCCACCACCACCACCACCACCACCACUACCACCACCACCGAUACCACCACCACUACCACCACCACCACUACAUCGAGCAAUGGGAAAUAA